UUGGCCCGCAGCUCGGGCACGGCAGCCAAUGAGCACACUCUCGGAGAGCGGCGAGGGCAAUAUGGCUUCCCGCACCUGGUGACGGUUGAGGAAAUUGAAGUCUGGUAUCAUGGAGAAACCGCGGGGCACUGAGGAGAUGCCGUCUUCAGAGCCAAUGGAGGAGGAGGAGGAGGAUGACCUGGAACUCUUCGGGGGCUACGACAGCUUCCGGAGUUACAACAGCAGUGCAGGCAGCGAGAGCAGCUCCUACUUGGAGGAGUCGAGUGAGGCAGAGAAUGAGGAUCGGGAAGCCGGGGAGCUGCCCACCUCACCCCUCCAUCUGUUCAGCUCUCCAAACAACCGCUCCAUGGACGGAAGUGGUUCUGAGCCAGCUGUCUGUGAGAUGUGUGGUAUUGUGGGCACAAGAGAAGCUUUCUUCUCAAAGACCAAGAGGUUCUGCAGCGUCUCAUGUUCUAGGAGCUACUCCUCCAACUCCAAGAAAGCCAGUAUCUUGGCUAGACUGCAGGGAAAGCCGCCCACCAAGAAAGCCAAAGUCCUGCACAAGGCAGCCUGGUCUGCCAAGAUUGGAGCCUUCCUCCACGCCCAGGGGACAGGGCAGCUAGCAGAUGGAACACCCACAGGACAAGACGCUCUGGUCUUAGGGUUCGACUGGGGGAAGUUCCUGAAGGAUCACAGUUACAAGGCUGCUCCUGUCAGCUGCUUUAAACACGUACCCCUCUAUGACCAAUGGGAAGACGUCAUGAAGGGGAUGAAGGUGGAAGUCCUCAACAGUGAUGCUGUGCUCCCCAGCAGGGUGUACUGGAUUGCCACUGUCAUCCAGGCAGCUGGGUACCGGGUGCUGCUCCGAUAUGAAGGCUUUGAAAAUGAUGCCAGUCAUGACUUCUGGUGCAACCUGGGGACUGUGGAUGUCCACCCCAUUGGGUGGUGUGCCAUCAACAGCAAGAUCCUGGUCCCUCCCCGGACCAUCCAUGCCAAGUUUACUGACUGGAAGAGCUACCUCAUGAAGCGGUUGGUGGGUUCCAGGACACUUCCUGCAGAUUUCCAUAUCAAGAUGGUGGAAAGCAUGAAGUACCCUUUUCGGCAGGGCAUGCGCUUAGAGGUUGUAGACAAGACCCAGGUGUCACGUACCCGCAUGGCUGUGGUGGACACAGUAAUUGGGGGUCGCCUACGGCUCCUCUAUGAGGAUGGUGACAGUGAUGACGACUUCUGGUGCCAUAUGUGGAGUCCCCUGAUCCACCCAGUGGGUUGGUCACGGCGUGUUGGUCACGGCAUCAAGAUGUCAGAUAGACGAUGUGACAUGUCUCAUCACCCUACCUUCCGGAAAAUCUACUGUGAUGCUGUUCCUUACCUCUUCAAGAAGGUCCGAGCUGUCUACACGGAAGGUGGCUGGUUCGAGGAAGGAAUGAAACUAGAGGCCAUUGACCCUCUGAAUCUGGGCAAUAUCUGUGUGGCAACUAUCUGCAAGGUGCUCUUGGAUGGCUACCUGAUGAUCUGUGUGGAUGGGGGACCCUCCACAGAUGGCUCAGAUUGGUUCUGCUACCAUGCCUCCUCCCAUGCCAUCUUCCCAGCCACCUUCUGCCAAAAGAAUGACAUUGAGCUCACACUCCCAAAAGGGUAUGAGACACAGCCGUUUGACUGGGAGACCUACUUAGAGAAGACCAAGUCAAAAGCAGCUCCGGCAAGACUCUUUAACAUGGACUGCCCCAACCACGGCUUCAAGGUGGGCAUGAAGCUGGAGGCUGUGGACUUGAUGGAGCCCCGGCUCAUCUGCGUGGCCACCGUGAAGCGAGUGGUGCACCGGCUCCUCAGUAUCCACUUCGACGGCUGGGACAGCGAGUAUGAUCAGUGGGUGGACUGCGAAUCCCCGGACAUCUAUCCCGUCGGCUGGUGUGAACUUACCGGCUAUCAGCUCCAGCCACCGGUGUCCGCAGAACCAAGCACGCCUCAGAAAGGCAAGGACACCACGAAGAAGAAGAAGAAGCAGUUUGGGAAGAAAAGGAAAAGAAUCCCAUCAGCCAAGACUCGGCCCCUCAGACAGGGCUCCAAGAAACCCUUACUGGAGGACAACCUUGAGGCUUUAGGGGUCUCGGAACCAGUUCCUGAUGACAUUAUCGCUGUGUGUGUGAAGGAGGAGCACCAGGACAUCCCCUCACCUGACAGGUCACCCAGUCCACAGCUGCCUCUCCCCAUUGAGAGCAUCAAGCAGGAGAGGAACAACUGAGACUUCCCUGGCAUCAACGUGGUCAUGGAGCAGAGAGGAGGCCCGGCUCGACUGCUCUGCAGCGAAUGGACAGCCUGGUGUCCAGGGCCGCCUCUGCCCUCUGGCUGGCACACUCAUUGCACCCUCAGCACACUGGAAAACUAGACUGAUCCCCAUGUGUCUGCCCAGGCUGAUGCUGAGUGAGGACAGAGCCACCUCUGCCCAAAAUAAAUUAAGGUCUUGUACCUCCUGGGAGCACCCUGCACCACCAGGGAAUUGACCAAGGUAGUGGGCUCGAGUGAUUUGGGUUUGGGCCUUGACCUCAGGGAUGGCAAGAACACUGACUUCCUUUCUUAGAGGGAACAGGGGGAAGGUGUGCAGGAACCUGGGCCCCUAAGGGAGACUUAGCCAGGCUACUUGCUGUCAGGUACACAAUCAGACAGUAGUUUGUCCCGUGCAGUCCGGGGGGAGGGGGGCGGUUCCUGCCUGCCUGGGGCUGAGCCACCGCUCAACUCAUCGUCUUUAGUGUUUGGCUUCUAUUUUCCCACUUAGACACAUUUUUUUUGUUUUAUUUUUGAGUCUAUGUAGUACUUGCUGUUCUGGAUCUUGAUAUGUAGCCCAUGCAGAAUUUAAACUGAUAAGGAUCCCCCUGCCUCUGCCUUGCUGGGAUUAAAACUAUGUGUCCAGUCCCUGACUAGGCAUGUUGGAACUGGUGGCCUAGCCCUCCAGGAUCAUCCCGAACAGCAGUGGGGCUCCUGCAGUGGCCUGUGGUGCAGUGCUGCAUAGCUGUGCUGCAUGGCUGUCUCUGGGCUACCCUAGUCAAGUCUCCAUCGUGUGUUGACAGGCUUUGCUCAGUGCCAGGCUUGCUUCAUCCUUAAGAAGGUGUAAAUGAUCAGUCACCACAGACUUGGUGGAACUGGGAGAAGCUGGUCUUGACCUGUCUGCUAAAGGUAGCCCACCCUGUGCAGGAUGUAGGCCAUAAAGAAGCCUGCUUUCCUCAAAGGGGGGAAGAUGAAAGUCCAGAGUAAAAGGCGGGUUCAGUUCCCAGUGCCCCUCCCAGUGCCUGUACUGUGAGCUCCAGGGGAGCCUGUGCCUCCCAGUGCCCUCCCCCCAGCUGCCUGUACUGUGAGCUCCAGGGGAGCCUGUGCCUCUGGUUUCUGUGGAUACAAAUGUGCACAUCCUUAAACAUAAUUAAAAAUAAAGUCUUUGAAGAACACAA
Mastomys coucha (southern multimammate mouse) is the source of this 3419-nucleotide messenger RNA. RefSeq names its product L3MBTL histone methyl-lysine binding protein 2 (gene L3mbtl2). Bases 110 to 2221 code for a protein of 703 amino acids. The transcript is spliced from 17 exons. Gene Ontology annotation, molecular function: zinc ion binding. Lineage: Eukaryota; Metazoa; Chordata; Mammalia; Rodentia; Muridae. Gene Ontology annotation, cellular component: nucleus. The record is from RefSeq and is a predicted model, not a curated record. Gene Ontology annotation, biological process: regulation of DNA-templated transcription.